GCUGCUCAGAGAAAAGGGGAACUUCAGCACGGUAGAGAUUGACAGGUCUGGAAUUAGCUCCUGGGAAACACUGAGGGAGAAGAGUGUUGGCCUGGCUCUCCUUGUGUGUCACAUCCUUGUUUUGUGACAGUGAGGAUGACCCGGCCCCUGGAGCAGGCAGUUGCUGCCAUCGUGUGCACCUUCCAGGAGUAUGCUGGGCGCUGUGGGGACAAGUACAAGAUCUGCCAGUCGGAGCUCAAGGAGCUGCUGCAGAAGGAGCUGCCCACCUGGACCCCGAGUGAGUUCCGGGAGUGUGACUACAAUAAAUUCAUGAGUCUUCUGGAUACCAACAAGGACUGCGAGGUGGACUUUGGGGAGUACGUGCGCGCGCUUGCCAGCCUUUGUCUCUACUGCCACGAGUACUUCAAAGACUGCCCCCCUGAGCCCCCUUGUCCCCAGUAGCCUCUGAUCCAGAGGGGCAUGCCUUCCUGGAAGGGCAGGGUCUGCUCUAGUGCUCCGUCUUUGUCCCUGAGGUGGUCCUGGGUGUGUGGUCACACCCUUCCUACCCUCUCUGUGGGACCCUUUUAAUCUGGACUUAACCAGGUCCCUGGUUUGCUAACCCUGGCUACUCAUGAGUACUUUCCUAGGGAUGCCAAAGUAGUGAGGGGUGGAACGGUAGCCAGCCUUUGCUUCUGUUCUUGGGAGGGAGAACAUCUCUGCUCUCACUUUGGAGGCUCAGCCAUGAGCACACAAUUGGGACCACUGUGGCAGGG
Molecule: messenger RNA, 752 nt
Organism: Peromyscus californicus insignis
Lineage: Eukaryota; Metazoa; Chordata; Mammalia; Rodentia; Cricetidae
Gene: S100a3
Product: S100 calcium binding protein A3
Exons: 2
Coding region: 136-441 (101 amino acids)
Cellular component (GO): cytoplasm
Molecular function (GO): calcium ion binding; transition metal ion binding
Source: RefSeq, a predicted model, not a curated record